Messenger RNA from Cyphomyrmex costatus, 1573 nucleotides. RefSeq names its product stromal membrane-associated protein 1. The record is from RefSeq and is a predicted model, not a curated record. Lineage: Eukaryota; Metazoa; Arthropoda; Insecta; Hymenoptera; Formicidae. Gene Ontology annotation, cellular component: cytoplasm. Bases 80 to 1498 code for a protein of 472 amino acids. The transcript has 8 exons. Gene Ontology annotation, molecular function: metal ion binding; GTPase activator activity.
GGCGACACUGGGGUGUCGUGAUCGCGCGUGGUCUCUAAUUUUUUCACGAAGACGCUGCCAGCAGCUAGAACAAGCGAGAAUGACGUCCCGUCACGAAAAGGAGCGUACCAAGCAGAUCCAGGAGAAAUGUCAGAAUCUGCUGACGCAGAUGCUUCGCGACGAGGAUAACAAGUAUUGCGUCGACUGCGAUGCUAAAGGACCAAGAUGGGCUAGCUGGAAUUUGGGAAUUUUUCUGUGUAUUCGAUGUGCUGGUAUUCAUAGAAAUCUUGGAGUACAUAUAAGCAAAGUCAAGUCUGUUAAUUUAGACACAUGGACGCCUGAACAAGUAGUGAGUUUACAACAAAUGGGAAAUUCUCGAGCAAGAGCAGUCUAUGAAGCCAAUCUUCCAGAUAGUUUUCGAAGACCUCAGACAGAUUGUAGUCUGGAAAGUUUUAUUCGAGCAAAAUAUGAACAUAAGAAAUAUAUAGCUAGAGAAUGGGUGCCACCUCCUUUACCAAAAGUAAAUUGGGAUAAAGAGCUUGAUGAAGAAGUCGAAAGACAACGCAGACGAAAAAAAGAAAAUUUGGAAGUUACGACUACUGUACUCCCCCCUGUACAAAAACCAGAAAUAGUGCCUCAAUUGCCAAAACCUCGAAGUUCCGUCAGUCCGAAACUGGGUAGAACAAAAGAAAGUUCUGCAAUCCUUGAUCUCUUAGGUCUUGAUGCGCCAACAACUAACCAAACAAAUGUAAAUAGUUCUGGGGACGAUGUAUUUUCUUCCUUUCUGUCUGCACCUCCUGCUUCAGUCACUUCAACUGGAAACGACUUUAAUGGAAGUAAAACGACCACUAUUGCAAGUAAAAGCGAAGAGGAGAGCUUCUUUAACCAACCAACCCCACUACCUCAGGAAAAAAGCAAGAUGACAAAAGAUAGUAUUUUAGCAUUAUACGGUACUCCGAGUCAUCAACCAGCUAUCUAUGGUGUCUUAGGAGGAGUGUAUCCUCAACACUCUAUACCAUAUAAACAGCAAAUGUCUAACGUAAGUGUAUUUGGGCAACAAAGCUCGUUGAAUCAAUUCGGUCCCACACAAAUACCGAUCGCAAAUCAAAUACCGAUCGCAAAUCAGAUACCGAUCAAUCAAAAUCAAAUUAUACCAAAUCCUAAUACGAUAGGUGCUGUAGCAGCCAAUCCUUUAGGUUUACAUAUAGGACAUAUGAAUCAAUUAAAUGGUGUACCUAAUACUACUAUCACAAUGCCACCUCAAAUGAUGAUGCAGUUAGGACAAAAUAAUAGUAAUAAUGGAUGGAGUGGAAUGCUAACACAGAAUAUUCAACCAGCUCCCGGCAGCAAUCCCUUCUUUAAUUUAACAACACAGCAACAGCAAACUACUGCAUUUACCGCUCAGUUGCCACAACAAAUGUCACAGAUGUCUCUUGGCGAUAUAAACUUUGCCUCUACAGGCAAACCUGCUACUACCGCACUACCUGGGCAGACCCUUUCCACAAACUUAUGGCAGUAAAAUUAUUGUGGAUAUUGUUAGCCUGUUGAUUAUCUCAUUCAGUGUUGUAUACUAAUGUCGUCAGUUUAUUAUCCA